This is a messenger RNA of Eurytemora carolleeae, 2459 nucleotides long. It is a transcript of the gene Cpr, whose product is annotated as NADPH--cytochrome P450 reductase-like. The transcript is spliced from 25 exons. Gene Ontology annotation, cellular component: cytosol. Gene Ontology annotation, molecular function: FMN binding; NADPH-hemoprotein reductase activity; flavin adenine dinucleotide binding. NCBI's taxonomy places the organism in Eukaryota, Metazoa, Arthropoda, Copepoda, Calanoida, Temoridae. The record is from RefSeq and is a predicted model, not a curated record. Gene Ontology annotation, biological process: response to hormone.
AUGGAGAAGGUUAGAGAAAGAAAACAAUGUAUUUCUGUAGAACUAACGGGAAAUAAGAGAAAGGAAAAAGAAGAAGAAGUUCAUUGGAAAAAAAAGUUUGAGAAAGAAAGUGUUGAGAAGGACAGAGAAAUGAAGGAAUGUAUUGAGGAAGAAGAUACAAUGAUAUUUUUGUACCUUUUUGUAAUCCUGUGUAGCCUGCUGGUCAGAGCAGAGGAGGAGCAGCAGACAGUAGAACAGGAGUCUGAAAGCUACUUCAGUACCUUGGAUUAUAUACUUCUAGCUGGAGUAGGAGCAGCAGCUAUUUAUUAUCUGCUCUUCAGGGAGAAGGAAGACGACCGUAUUCCUGAAUAUGAGAUUAAGCCUAUGACCGUCAGACAGGAGAGCUUUACAGAGAAGGGUUUCAUUGCAAAGGUGCCAGGUCGACUAGCUAAGGAGGGUGCCAAGUAUGGAAUGAAGGGACUGGUUGCGGAUCCUGAGGAGGAAGAUAUGGAGGAACUUGAGAAACUAAAGGAUCUAGGAGAGGAGUUGAAUGGUGAAUGUUUGGCUGUAUUUAUGAUGGCUACCUAUGGGGAAGGAGAUCCAACAGACAACGCUAUGGAGUUUAAUGAGAAAUUACAAAAUGAUUCGAUUAAUGUCGAAGGACUUAAAUACGCAGUGUUUGGUCUAGGGAACAAGACCUAUGAGCACUUUAAUGCGAUGGGAAAGUUUGUGGAUAAGAAACUUCUAGAACUUGGCGGUAAAAGAGUACACGAGCUUGGUAGUGGAGACGACGAUGCAAAUCUAGAGGACGAUUUUAUUACUUGGAAAGAAGCAUUCUGGAUCUCAGUUUGUGCGGAGUUAAACAUUGAAGCUUCAAGUGAUGAUUUCAACACCCGGCAAUAUACACACAAGGUUCUAGAGGAAGGUAGCUUUGUGGCAGAUAAACUUUAUACAGGAGAAGUAGCGAGGCUGAAGUCUUAUAUCACACAACGUCCUCCCUUUGAUGUAAAGAAUCCUCUAAUGGCGGAGAUUAAGAUAAACCGUAAUAUUCACAAGAAAAUGUGUGUAUCCGACUAGGUUGAUAUUGAAGGAUCUAGGAUACGGUAUGAUGCUGGGGAUCACGUUGCUGUCUACCCAACCAACAACACCAACAUCGUCGACAACCUUAUCAACAUCCUCAACAUCAACGGGGACACAGUCUUCAGAAUGGAUAAUAUGGAUGAAGAUUCAUCUAAGAAAACACCGUUUCCUUGUCCUACAACCUAUAGAACUGCACUUCUUCACUAUGUUGAUGUGACCGCUCUUCCUAGAACUCAUAUACUCAAAGAGCUUGCCAGGUAUACUACAGAUAAUGAGGAGAAGAAUAAAUUGGAGCUUAUGGCUGGAACAACCCCAGAAGGGAAGGCCAUGUAUCAGAAUUGGGUUAUAGAUGACGUUAGACAUCUUCUUCAUAUACUAGAGGACCUACCUUCCUGCAGACCUCCAGUAGAUCAUCUACUAGAACUACUACCCAGGUUACAACCCAGAUUCUAUUCGAUAGCCAGCAGUCCAAAGGUGUACCCGAACUCCAUUCAUAUCUGUGGAGUAGUUGUAGAAUAUGAGACUCCUACUGGUCGAACUAAUCUAGGAGUAGCAACUACUUGGCUCAGAGAGAAGAUCCCAGCUGGUGAAAACUAUCCCAAAGUUCCUGUAUUCGUCCGUCGGUCACAGUUCCGGCUGCCGAAUCGGCCACAGACGCCGGUUAUCAUGAUCGGACCGGGAACCGGUUUAGCCCCGUUCAGAGGAUUUAUUCAGGAGAGAGCUUGGCAGAAAGAGCAGAAUAAACCUGUUGGUCCAACCUUGCUCUAUUUCGGGUGCAGAAAUAAGGACCUGGAUUAUAUUUAUCAGGAGGAACUAGAAGAAUGGGAGAAAAGUGGAGCUCUAGAACUUCAUGUGGCUUUUAGUAGAGAUCAGGCUGGGAAGAAAUAUGUGACUCAUCUCCUCAAGGAGACAGGGGAGAGAGUCUGGGAACUACUGGAUCAGGGAGCCCAUCUGUACGUAUGUGGAGAUGCUAAAAUGAUGGCAAAGGAUGUCAGGAAUAUCAUUCAGCAAAUUUGCAAAGAGUACGGGAAAAUGUCUGACUCUGAUGCUGAUGCUUAUGUAAAAAAGUUGGAAACACAGAAGAGAUAUUCAGCUGAUGUUUGGAGUUAAAAUGGCGGACUCAAGGAAUCAGCUGUUUUUCACCAGCUGAUUUGGUUCAACUUUAAGCUUUAUAACUAUUAUUGUUAUUUAAUAGAUUUAUUACAAUAGUUCUUAAUUACUUUGAAACUAGAUUAUUUGAAUCGAUCUUCAAAUUAAAAUCUAUUUAUUGAUCUUUCAACAUUUGAAUCCACGAUAAUCUUCCUUUUAAUACAAUUUCUGUGUUUUAAAUCGAUAAUUAUGUCAAAUCAACUGUUUACGAAUCAUCAGUAAAUUUGUAAAAUAUAUUUUUUAACAUCCUG